Scleropages formosus (Asian bonytongue) is the source of this 701-nucleotide messenger RNA. It is a transcript of the gene mrps17, whose product is annotated as mitochondrial ribosomal protein S17. Gene Ontology annotation, molecular function: structural constituent of ribosome. Lineage: Eukaryota; Metazoa; Chordata; Actinopteri; Osteoglossiformes; Osteoglossidae. Bases 163 to 573 code for a protein of 136 amino acids. The record is from RefSeq and is a predicted model, not a curated record. Gene Ontology annotation, cellular component: mitochondrial small ribosomal subunit; ribosome. Gene Ontology annotation, biological process: mitochondrial translation. The transcript is spliced from 3 exons.
AUCGACACAGGACCUGAGACACAUGGAGGAGCGGAGCUGCUGUGGUUUCCUGACCUUCACUCUUUCGUUGUUUCCCUGAGCCCAUCAGCGAACAGUUGUAUUACAUUGUUUUGAAGUUAAACAUUCUUACGAACAUACGGCAUACUCUGUAGAAUUGCAACAAUGUCUCUAAAAACGGCUACUGUCCACGCAACAUGGAUAAUAGGUAGAGUGAUUGGGACGAAAAUGCAGAAGACUGCCAAGGUUCGAGUUACCAGGCUUGUCCUGGACAAGUAUCUUCUCAAGUACUACAACAAAAGAAAGACAUACUUUGCACAUGAUCCACUGGAGCAGUGUAGUGUGGGAGACAUAGUCCUGCUAAAGGCACUGCCAGAGAGGAGGACCAAGCACGUGAAACACGAACUGGCGGAGAUUGUGUACAAGCUUGGCAGUGUGGUCGACCCACUCACAGGGAAGAGGGUUGCUGGAAGUGUUUUUCUGGACCCCAUCACUGACCCCACAGAGCCCACGCAGGCUUUAGCAGAAAAUUUGGCUGAACUGGCCAUCAAAGACUCAGGAACGCAAACGCACUAAACACCUGGACUGAUCUAACAUGAGAGAGGAUACUUCCAUUGGAUGUUGGCAUGUUGGUAUUGUGUACUGUUGUCAUAAUAAAACUGUUUCACUGUAUAUUUUGUGAGACCUUUUAUGUGAUGUGCAUU